Molecule: messenger RNA, 1082 nt
Organism: Ornithodoros turicata
Lineage: Eukaryota; Metazoa; Arthropoda; Arachnida; Ixodida; Argasidae
Exons: 3
Coding region: 106-954 (282 amino acids)
Source: RefSeq, a predicted model, not a curated record
GUAUAAAAGUAAUCCCUCUUUAGAAGCGCUAUCUCACGAACAGGAAGAGGACAGAAGAGCAGCUGGAGUCCGGAAGCGACAAAGAGAGGGCCGAGUCUCUUGACCAUGAUAAUGUCCGUGUCCUGCCUUCUUGCCAUCAGUGGACGGCUAGCAUGGCUGAUCAGCGGCGUUUCGUUGAUGACGCUGCCACCUUCUGCAUCGUAUCCAUGGUCAGCAACCCCGACUAGAACAGACCCUGACUAUUGGGACACUGACCAUACGACCGCAAUCCCGCCGACGGCAGUCCUUGGCUUUAGGGACUAUGGCUCUCCGUGGAGUCAUCUACCGUGGAGUCAGCCGAUGAAGUCACUCGCACCUUUCCGUCCUCGGAUCGAACCUGCAUCCGCCUGUGUUGCUGACGUCACCAAAGUCGUGGAGGAAGUGGAGAGGGCUCUCCAGAGCUCACCAGCGGUAAAGAACCUAUACGCGGGGACGGAUGGUGAAGUGUUGGGAAUUUCGAUCCACAACGAAACCAUUCAGGGGUUGGAUACUCUUCGUCCAGACAGACCAAUCAUGCACUUUUGCAGGGAUGGUGAAGCUGUCGUCAAGUUCAGUUUGGUACCAAAUUAUCCGGGCGUUGCUCUGAAGUUGUACUAUGGUAGUUACCCCGAUGCUUACCUUGAGUUUGUCGCAAAAAGAUUGCGUGUCGAAGUGGACUUUGUGGAAAGGCCUUACUGGCAGAAGGGGCCUUACGGGGAGAAGAGAGUGAUGGCGGACAGCAUCAGCAUUGUAGAGGCAGAAGGUGUUGAAUUGCAGUUCAACUAUAGAUAUGUAGAUACGUGGAUGGAGCUGAUUGCGAAUGUGGUCUUGCGUGAUCUUAUUAGGAAACACUACACAUACACGGUACGAGUGGAGUUGAACCAUGCACUUCAGACGUACCUCCAACCUAUGCGAGCACCAAUUUCGGGAACGUGAUUUGGGAAGUGCAUACCCGUAUCCUGUGUCGUACCUUUCAACAGACCGGAAGACGUCAAAUUAAAUAAAAUCUAAACUGUAAUCAUCGCGAGGUUCCUUAGAAUUGUAAUAAAAUUACGGAUAUCUUU